Messenger RNA from Diaporthe amygdali, 1131 nucleotides. RefSeq lists its product as uncharacterized. The coding region runs from base 1 to 1131 and encodes 376 amino acids. Gene Ontology annotation, biological process: transmembrane transport. Lineage: Eukaryota; Fungi; Ascomycota; Sordariomycetes; Diaporthales; Diaporthaceae. The transcript is spliced from 4 exons. Gene Ontology annotation, molecular function: transmembrane transporter activity. The record is from RefSeq and is a predicted model, not a curated record.
AUGUCAAGUUCCAAAGACGCUACAGGCACAAAAGUUCCUGCGGAUGUAGAGAAACAAGACACAGGUCUGUCUCGCGAAGCAUCCGUUAUGCAAUCUCCUGCGAGAAUGACACCGAUGGAUCCACACGGCCUUGCGCUUCUCCCUCCACCCACCAAUGAUCCGCUCGAUCCAUUGAACUGGACUAGGUUUGAGCGAGGUGUGAUACUAGCCAUUGUGUGUUACGCUGCGUUCUUGACAGUAUACUGCACUACCACAACGGUUCCCUCGUUCUUCCUUCUCCAGGACCAGUUUAAUGCCACCUAUUCAGAAGUAAAUUGGUCAUUUGCCAUUCCCUCGCUCGGCGCGGCAAUCAGCCCGCUGAUCUUCACCUCUCUUGGCGACAUAUAUGGCCGGCGCGUCGUCUUGGUUGCGAGCAGCGCUUUGACUCUUGUCGUAACGGGUUGUGCCACCAUCCAAGACAUCAGUUUCGGUGGCUACAUGACCUGCCGCUUUCUGCAAGGCUUUUUUGCCGCUCCAGCCUGUGGUGUCUCCUUCGGCAUUAUUCGUGAUAUCUCAUGGGAUCAUGAGCGCGGACUGUACACGGGAUUUUGGGUCUUGAGCUUCGACUUCGGUUUUAUUUUUGUUGGAGGCUUCACUGCUGCGGCCGGUGCAGUCUGGGCUCAGUACCAUGUUGCAAUAGCCUUUGCCGUUCUGAUGUUACUGGAAAUUUUCUUCCUACCCGAGACACUUUAUCCGCGUGACAAGGUUCUCCGCAUGGUUGAAGAAAAUGCGAAUUUAGAGUCUCUACCACGCACCAAGGAAUUGAUCUUAUGGUAUUCGUCGACCGUUUCCGUCGUCACUAUGGUCCCAGCUGCGUACGCCCAACACUCCACGCAAAUUCAAGGCCUUCUUUUCCUCGGUCUCAUCAUUGGAAAUUUGGUGGCAGAGAUCAUCUGUUCGGGUCGAUUAAGCGAUUGGCUGUGCACCCGCCUGGCUCUUUGCAAUGAAGGCGUACGAACACCCGAAAUGAGGUUAUGGCUUUGCUACUUAGGCAUCUUGUUAGGGAGUAUUGGCCCGACAAUAUGGGGCCUUUCUAUCGAUUAUAGCUGGCACUGGAUGGUCGGAGAAGCUGGCUUCUUCUUGUGCAAGUAA